AUGUCUCCCUCGGCAUUUCUGUUCCCUGAGCCUCUUCGCCACCCUAAAGCCUGCGAGGCCCCUAUCUUCACACACGUCUACCCUCUUUGGUCCCAAUUCUUUUCCUCUAAGCGAACCGGGAAUUCCGUUUCAAAACUGAUGGGACUCCCAUCAAUGCCGACGAGCGAGGACAGCCAGCACACGAGUGUGAGUCUAAAUCCAAAACAUCCACAUCAGGAGGAAUCACCUAGAGUGCCGGAGGAGCUUAUAGCCCAUGGGAAGGACGUCGAGCUAGUAAGUAUUCCUUUACGGUCCAAUAGACUGAUUACUGCUCCGCAAUCAAUAGUAUGUCUUCUUAAACCCGUCAACCCCAGCGCGUACGAACAGAUUCCAGUAAGCUUGCUAUCCUCCUCAAAUCUCCCCUGGACCCGGCCUAAAACCGAACUGUCACGAUUGCCCACAUAUAUUUUCCACAACGCAUAUUUUCCACAACGCAUAUUUUCCACAACGCAGCAUCCACAUCCGUUGCCCCAGGACACUCUACACAAUGAGCAGUGCAAAGCAAUACUGCCCCUAGCCCUUCCGGACGACUUCCCACGCCGCAAACACUGUUACAUCAUGUCCACGAGGCAAAACUCACAAGCUGUUCAAAUCCUAGCAAAGCGAUUUCGAAAGAUUGCUACGACGGGAAUUGCAGUGCGGCAGCCGUCUCGGCCAGCCCAUAAGUCUCUCUUAUCCCCAGGACACUCAAACAAGACGGAUGUCGUAAACAACGUGCAUCAGCCUAUGAAUGCAGAAGCAAUGCACAAGCACCUCACCGCUCCUCUCUUCAAUAAAAUCCUCGAGAAGCAACAGCAGAGUAGUAGCAACUCCACUACCGCAUACACCACCAGCAUGUAUACCCCUUCCUAUUACACCGUGCUUGGCCUGGCGCCAAAUGCACCCGCUGGCGUGAUUCGUGCUGCAUACAAGGCUUUGGUACUUAUCUACCACCCAGACAAGACCGUCCACUUUGCUACUGAUGAGCGAGUGAAGUAUGCCUCUAUGUUUCAGAAGGUGCAGCAAGCGUACGACGUUCUCAGCAAUCCUGUGACCAAGGCAGAAUAUGAUAAUGGCCUAGACUUAGAACACAGAUCUUCGGAGAUCUCUUCAAGCCAAUCUUCGAAGGGAAACAAUAUUCGUUCAGCCCCCGCACGAUGCCUACCGAUCCUCACCACCACUGCAAAGAGGGCAGCAAUUAGGGCUAAGCUCAGCAGCGACCGGAUCAAACGAGACAAAGGAGAGGCACAUUUACCGCUCGAUGGAUUACAAUAUACAUUACAAAUAUGGAGAGGAUUGGCGGAGGAGCGUAGGAGCGUGCCGACAGAGCAUACUCAUUGCAUGAUCAAAAUCUAUGAGUACGAGGAGAAGGUCAAGGCGAGGGAGGCGGAGGUGGGCUAUUGGUUGGAUAAUAUAGGUAAGACAAAGAUUCAUCAAGGAAGCUACAGCAGGGAUAGAAAGGAGAAGGUGAAGGCUGGUAGAGCUAUGGGUGCACCCAAGUCUACGCCUUCCACGCGAUCGAGUACUCCCAAACGAGGCCUAGCUACUUCAAAGUCUCGACUUUUCCCAAGGAACGAGGCCUCCACACGUGCGAAAGAGAAAGUGCGACAGGAUGCGGCAAAACUAGCCCAGCUUGACGUGAAAGCGACGACAGUUAACACCGAGAAGGAAAAGCAAAAACAAAAUGCUGACCAAGCAGCCACGCAGCAUGCUGACCGCAUUGCUAAGGCUCGUGUUAAUCCAGCGCUCAACGUUUCUUCUAUUCCAGAGGACCAGGGUGAGGAGGAAGUGAAACAGCAAGUUGCUAGCUGGAAGAGGGAAUGCAGCAAGUGCGGUGGUUCCCACCGCUUUCUUGCCGAGUGGAAGAAGUGUAGCAUCCAGGCUUUACAAGAGCAAGUUGAACAAGAUGAUCAAAAUACUAGUGUUUACGCUUACGAAAUAUUCUGUGCCAAAGCAAAGACCUCGGGAAGCAGAAAAGAUUUCAAGUCUAUGAGACGAUUAACGAAGUUCGCCUAUCCUAGGUUACCUCGGUACCUGGGGCCAAUAGGUGGAUCACGUACACGUACCGGAAUGACUAACUAA
Messenger RNA from Lindgomyces ingoldianus, 2100 nucleotides. RefSeq lists its product as uncharacterized. The record is from RefSeq and is a predicted model, not a curated record. The transcript has 12 exons. The coding region runs from base 1 to 2100 and encodes 699 amino acids. Lineage: Eukaryota; Fungi; Ascomycota; Dothideomycetes; Pleosporales; Lindgomycetaceae.